Molecule: messenger RNA, 1239 nt
Organism: Trypanosoma theileri
Lineage: Eukaryota; Euglenozoa; Kinetoplastea; Trypanosomatida; Trypanosomatidae
Exons: 1
Coding region: 1-1239 (412 amino acids)
Source: RefSeq, a predicted model, not a curated record
AUGAUGAUGAUGAUGCACCGUGUGAUGUGUGUGUUGGCCGUUGUGCUGUGCUGUGCCUGCGGGUAUACCAUGGCGGCUGCUGCUGCUGUUGAUAAUGACAGUCCCAGUGGCCGUGGUGUAUCCCGUGGGGCUGUGGAGGUGUCGUGCGGGGCCGGCGGUGCGCUGCGUGUACGCCCCGCUGCUGAGAGCGAGUGGCUUACAUGCGGUGCGGGCAGCCGUGUGUCUGCAUGUGGGAAGUACGCAGACCUCUGCCGCCAGCGUACGGGAAGAACAGCAACAGCAAGAACAACAACCAUUCCUACUACUACUACUAAUGGACAGCCAAAGGCGGUGAUAGUGUCCCUUGGUUUUGAUUUUCCUUCACCCACUCUAAAAGAUGAAGACUUUAAAGAAGAUGAACGUCCAGAUGUAGGGCAAUCUAACACGCUGGGUGUGGUAAAAGGACGUGAAGCUGGACGUGACCAUAUAAACACCAAAUCGCAAGGAGAUGGUGCUUUGCACACACAAGAUGACGAACUGGUGCGAACGUCUUUAAAGGAACGUGAAGAUGCUCUUGCUCGUAGCAGUGGAGUAAUGCCUGUUCCGAAUAGACCGUUGGAAGGAGGUGGUGAUAAUAAUACUGUCACCUCCAAUGAAGUUGUAAAUUCACAUAUUCAACAGCAACAACACCUGCAACAACCAUCAUUGGAUGUUAGUGGUGACGCUGGAAGGUCUGAUGCAUCUACCAUUCUAGAGGAAAAUAAUAGGUCUCCAGGUGGGAUUAGUCGAGACGCUGCAGCACAUUCUGCAAGUUCACCCGCAGCACCUGGGAAUGCAGGAAGUACGUUAUCACCUGAUGCUGCACAACAAAAGAAUGCACAACAAGCGACACCUAAUGCAGAGACAACACUAUUAUCAACAACUGAGACACAAUCAACUGAAGGUAUUGAUUCCAAUCAAGGAACUCAACGUGCUGAGUCUGAAAGUUCCACGGAAGGUAAUUAUGGCAGUACCAGUAACCACCAGCCUGCCACAACCAUUUCACAAGAGAAUGGCAAUCUUGCAUCACCGGCCACGACUAACACCAACAUCGAUACAUCAACCACAUCUCCUGCACCUCUAUCCGACCCACAUCUCAGCAGCAACAUCACCUCCACCGUACUGAAGAAGGCUAAUGUUGACAGCAGUAUCAAUCCUGUGUGGAUGCGCACCGCAGCACCGCUUCUGAUUGUGGCUGUGAUGUUCUCCGCUACCCUGUAA